GCUACUGACUACUCGUCGUCAAAAAUUGCAGCGUCUGAUGGCUCCGGACCCAUUGAUUUUCCUUUCAAUAAGGAAGGCUAUCGGUAUUUUCUUGUGGAAAAGGAUCCCAACGUUAAUGAUAGAAUAAAUUUGGAGGAAGACGAUGGAUCAGUCCCAAGGAUAAUUCCACCUCAUUUGUACAGACUUCAUUUUCAACGAACGGUUACAAUUUCACCAAAUGAUCGAGCCCAUGAGUUGAGGGUAUCAGACGACCAAUUGACUGUGACUGGUUUUGAAGGCUAUCGAGUGGCUCGCGCUACUCAUUCAGUGGCUAAGGGUACAUGGUACUUUGAAGUUAAUUUCCUCAAACAGCCGGAAGACUCACAUGUGAGAAUUGGGUGGAGCCAGCCUCUAGCGGUCGUUCAGUCGUGUAUCGGGUACAACAAGUUGUCAUAUAGUUGGCGUUCCUUGAAGGGAACUAAAUUUCAUGAUGCGAUUGGGAAGAAGUAUUUUCCUGGUGGAUACAAGGAGGGUGACAUUCUUGGCUGCCUCAUACAUCUUCCACAUGAUCCUAUUCAUCCGGGACCUUCCAGUCAAUACUUACCAGCGUCUAAUAAGGACCUUCCACUCAUCAAUUUCAAACACAACUACUUCUAUGAAAGUCAUGAUGAAGUGGCUGACGUUGUGAAAGCAUUGGAACCGUUGAAAGAGAGCAAAAUUGAAUUUUUCAAAAACGGAAAGUCGUGUGGUGUAGCAUUCACUGAUAUAUACAGAGGAUUCUACCAUCCUGCAAUAUCAAUAUUCAGAAAUGCCACAGUGAGGUGUAAUUUCGGGCCGAGGCUUCAUCACCUCCCGCAAGGUGCACUACCUAUGAGUGCCAGAGUAGAACAGCUUAUUUAA
This is a messenger RNA of Ostertagia ostertagi, 879 nucleotides long. The record is from the annotation of a GenBank genome assembly. NCBI's taxonomy places the organism in Eukaryota, Metazoa, Nematoda, Chromadorea, Rhabditida, Trichostrongylidae.